Molecule: messenger RNA, 1171 nt
Organism: Callorhinus ursinus (northern fur seal)
Lineage: Eukaryota; Metazoa; Chordata; Mammalia; Carnivora; Otariidae
Source: RefSeq, a predicted model, not a curated record
GGGCAGUGGGUUCGAGCUGAGCCGCUCCGGGACCCCGGUGGUUGGGGCGAUCGAGGAGAGUGGCCUACGGGUUCACGCAAAGGGGAGGGGACUGAGAACUUAAGCCCGCCUCACCCCGGAGCGGCCUGGUUAGACCUGGCUCGGCUGCUACCAUGAGGUCAAACGAGAACACCUUGCUGCUGGGGAAGAAGGUGGUGCUGGUGCCCUACACCGCAGAGCACGUGCCUAGGUACCACGAGUGGAUGAAAUCUGAGGAGCUGCAGCGUUUGACCGCCUCCGAGCCACUGACACUGGAGCAGGAGUAUUCGAUGCAGCGGAGCUGGCGGGAGGACACGGCCAAGUGCACGUUCAUUGUGCUGGAUGCAGAGAAGUGGCAGGCCCGGCUGAGCACCACUGAAGAGAGCUGCAUGGCGGGAGAUGUAAACCUCUUUCUCACAGAUCUAUGGGACCCUUCCCUGGGGGAGAUUGAGGUCAUGAUCGCAGAGCCCAGCUGCAGGGGCAGAGGCUUUGGCACCGAGGCUGUUCUCAUGAUGAUGUCAUAUGGAGUGACCAAACUAGGUCUGACCAAGUUUGAGGCUAAAAUUGGGCAAGGAAAUGAACCGAGUAUCCGGAUGUUCCAGAAGCUGCACUUUGAGCAGGUGGCCGUGAGCAGCGUCUUCCAAGAGGUGACGUUUAGGCUGAUAGUGAACGAGCAUGAGCGGCAGUGGCUUCUGGAGCAGACCAGCCAUGUGGAAGAGAAGUGCUAUAGAGAUGGGUCGUCGGAGUCCCACUGACAGCUGGCCUUGUUGGCAGCCACCCUGUGUGAAUGGGGGUGUUGGGACCACGCAGUCCAAAAGCCCAGAGCCCUGUAACAGAAGGUGAACUGUCGGGGCCUUUGGGGCAUAGGGCCCCUGGCUCCGCUGUAGCCUGGGACUCUCCUUGUGGGGCCCUUCAGACUCUGGGCUGGACUUGCCUUGGCCUCCCUCAGGCUGGCCAUGUGGAUGAGUGACUUCAGGGCCAGCCCAUCCUCCUGGCCAGCCCUGGACUCCUGGAACCUGGUGUGGACAGCGUGAAUCCCCAGGAGGCAGGGUGGAGGUGGGAGCAGAGGCGAAUGAGGGCCUGGUGAAUGGAAGGCCAGAGGUGCCACCCUGGGGUGGAGGCCCUGGCUAGGAGUAAAGCCUACUGCACAGCA